Messenger RNA from Physcomitrium patens, 2228 nucleotides. The record is from RefSeq and is a predicted model, not a curated record. Lineage: Eukaryota; Viridiplantae; Streptophyta; Bryopsida; Funariales; Funariaceae.
UUAUCACUUCUUGGUUUUGCAGUUUGCGGUUGGGUGUUGAGAUGUUGCUUCUUCUUCAUUUUGUAUGUUUCUUUUGAGUUCUGUUUGUGUGGAGAAAGGGUUGCUUCUCGUCCCAGCACCUUAUUUUUCAUCAGCUGCAAUCGCUUCUGUAGCUAUUUUUGUGACGAUGGAUGGUUGUUACAUAAGCAGACCUAAUUUGGCAAGAGUGUGAGAUUAGUGUUAACAAAUUUGAUCUCGAGAAUUUUGAGGUGUGGAAAAGGGUGAGAUAUUUUGGGGUGUGAAGUAACAUUUUUUUUUUAUGUUAGUACAUGGCCCGAAGAUUUCAAUUAAUCGUUUCCAACUGUGCGGGUGAUAUUCUUCCGUUGAGUGAAAACUGUGGUCUUCUGUAGAAUGUGUAACCCGCAAUUGCCUAGUGAAGCUGUGAUGAUCAGGUGACAAAGGCCUCUCCAGCUGAAGAUUGGGGUCAAGCGCCGACUCUAAGUGCGGAUCAAGAUGUGUUUGACAGAGUGUUUGGCUGCAUCAUGUUGCCUUUGUCAAUCAUGUACAGGCUCGUGCCGCAUGGCGGCCCGCUACAUGUAUGGGCUUCUCUUCCUCCUGAGCAACAUUCUGGCGUGGAUUGUGCGUGAUUACAGUCUCAAAAAAUAUCAUCUCUUUCAUUAUCUUAAGGGUUGUCGAAGCAGCUUGGAUUGCGUGGGGUCUGAUGGAGUCCUUCGCCUCAGUUUUGGCUGUUUUAUGUUUUUCUCUUUCAUGUUUCUAACCACAGUAGGGACUUCAAGUACCAAGGAUCCAAGAGAUUCAUGGCAUUCGGGAUGGUGGCCUAUCAAGACACUUGGGUGGGCUGCUCUCAUGGUGAUGCCAUUCCUAAUACCACCGCAUUACAUCGCGAUAUAUGGAGAAAUUGCAAGGUUUGGAGCUGGAAUAUUCUUGGUUAUACAGUUGGUGAGUUUCAUUAACUUCAUCUACUUCUGGAAUGAGGAAUGGCUUAAUGAAAAAUAUGAGCACAUCUGGAGAGUGCCCAUGAUUCUUGUGUCUGCAGUGUGCUUCAUGGCUUCCCUCUUCACCAUCGGGGUUAUGAUUGCAUGGUUUGUUACAAGCAAGGAUUGUAAGCUCAAUGUCUUCUUCAUCAGCUCCACCCUCUGCCUUGUCUUGUUCACAACACUUCUCUCAGUGAAUUCCAAGGUGAAUGCUGGCCUUUUAACAUCAGGUCUUAUGGCAGUUUACAUUGUAUUCCUCUGCUGGUCUGCAAUCAUGAGUGAGCCACUUUCAUCAACCUGCAGAAUCCACCCACAUCCCAGUGGUGGCAAGUAUGACUGGCUAACUAUAGUGGAAUUUGUAGUUGGUUUCGGUGCCAUCUCACUGGCAACAUUCACCACUGGAGUCCAUUUCAGAUCCUUCUCUCUUCCUUUGAAGGCUGCGGGUGCAGAUGAAGGCCAAGUGCAAUACUGCUAUGGGGUGUUUCACUUUGUAUUUGCCAUUGGUGCUAUGUACUUUGCCAUGCUUCUAGUGGGAUGGAGCUCCCACCACACCAUUCACAAGUGGAGCAUUGACAUGGGGUGGACAGGAGUGUGGGUGAAGAUUGCAAAUGAGUGGCUGGCAGCAGGUGUUUAUGGUGAGCUCCUGAUAUGCUGUUUGACUUGGCUUUGGGGAGGAUUGUGGGAUUGUGGGUUCUCGUAAUGGUGUGUUAACCUUCAAAGGCCAUUUGUUUAUUUAUUUAUUUAUUUAUUUAUUAUUUACAUUAUUAUUUUCAUAGUUUUGGAUAGUCUUGGGUGUCUUUGAAUGAACUUGACAGCACAAACUAAAGAAUACAGUUUUUCUUAUCUAUUCACAUCUAAUGUGAGGGUGCAGAAUCUCCUUUCAAUGAAAAUAGUUAGUGUAGUUAUCCCUUGUUGAUUUCUAAUCCAGCUCAGCAUCCCCCCCCCCCAAAAAAAAAGAAAAAAGAAAAAAGAAAAAGAAAAGCCACUUGUUAAUGCUUAUCUGAGGGAAUAUAUACAGUUUUUGGGUGUUGUAAAAAAAUCGCUUUGACUUCUCUGAACUUAAAUCUUCAUGCAUUUCAAAAUUUUAGACAAAAAAAACUUUUCAUCCUAAUUUCCAGUGUUAUUUAUUUUAUUUUUAUUGAUAAAAAUGGAGAUAUAUUUAGGAUAGAGAGGGAUUGAAGAAAUAGGAUUAUUUGACCAUGUAUAUAAGUUUGGAAAUUUACUAAAUUAUUAAUUUAAUAUAAGUUAAUUCAA